This is a messenger RNA of Monoraphidium neglectum, 843 nucleotides long. RefSeq lists its product as hypothetical. The transcript has 5 exons. Bases 1 to 843 code for a protein of 280 amino acids. Gene Ontology annotation, biological process: tRNA threonylcarbamoyladenosine modification. The record is from RefSeq and is a predicted model, not a curated record. Lineage: Eukaryota; Viridiplantae; Chlorophyta; Chlorophyceae; Sphaeropleales; Selenastraceae.
AUGUGGCGAAGAAGCUCCGCCUUCAUUGUGACCAGCGAGCCUGGACUGCGGCGGCUGGCAGCAGCGCUGUCACGGGAGCUGCAGGCGGGCGAUGUUUAUUUGCUGUUUGGUGAUGUGGGCGCUGGCAAGAGCGCAUUCAGCCGCGCCUUCAUUCGCGCUGCGACGGAGGACCCCUACUUGACAGUGCCGUCGCCGACUUUUCUGCUGCAGCAGUUAUAUGAGGAUCACGAAGGUCCCCCCAUCCAUCACUUUGACCUGUACCGGCUAGAGCCUGGCCCCGGCAUGGGCCGGCUUGACCUGGGCACCUCGUUCUCGUCCGCGGUCUGCUUGGUGGAGUGGCCUGAGCGGCUGGCGGCGGGUGACGUUCCGCAGCAGCGGCUAGAGCUACGGAUAGAUAUUGUAGGAGAGGCCGAGCAGCAGCAGCUUGAGAGGGAUUGGGGCCCUGCGGCGAGCAGCAGGGGCCAAAGCGCGAGCACAAGCAGCACAGUCGUGCGCAACGGCAGCAGAACCGGCAGCGUUGCGCUGGCUGCAAACAGCGGGGCUGGCUGGAGUGAAGACCAGGCGGAUGUGGACCCCGGCAGCCGCAAGGGGGAUGCCAUUGGUGGUUAUAGCAACAAUGGCGACGACUCUGCAGAUGAUUAUGAUGAUGAUGAGGAGGAGGACAGUCCUUAUACUGACCGUCGGUGGCGGCGCGUCGUGGCCACGGCGUUUGGGGAGCGAUGGCGCGCGCGGCUGGUGCAGCUGCAGGGGCUGGCGCGCGGCGGGGCCCUGUCGGGGCGGAUCAAGGUUGUGGAAAAUGUGCCCACAGCACCUGCUGAGGCAGCACCGGAUCAAGAGCGGUGA